This is a messenger RNA of Carassius carassius (crucian carp), 2182 nucleotides long. It is a transcript of the gene klhl8, whose product is annotated as kelch-like family member 8. Gene Ontology annotation, molecular function: protein binding. The record is from RefSeq and is a predicted model, not a curated record. Lineage: Eukaryota; Metazoa; Chordata; Actinopteri; Cypriniformes; Cyprinidae. Bases 169 to 1983 code for a protein of 604 amino acids. The transcript is spliced from 10 exons.
AGAGUAAAAGCGUUCCAAUGGUUUGGACUACAAAGUCCAGAGUUCAUAGUGCUUCAGAACGCGGAAGUGCCGUCGAUCCGUCCUUAGUGGAAGUGCGGCUGUUGAAAAUGCGGUAAAACAUCGACAAAACAUCCAAUUCACACAUGUGUCGGUGUGUGUGAGCAAGACAUGGUGCCAGAACAUGGGAAUCAGCAGAAACGCUCGUCGCAGCCGUCUAAUAGCGAGGGUGACGCGGACGGAUCGUUCGUGUUUGAGGCUAAAGAGGCCUGGAAGGAUUUCCACAACUCCCUCAGACAGUUUUAUGAGAACGGAGAGCUGUGUGACGUCACUCUGAAGGUUGGGAACAAACUGAUACCAUGUCACAAACUGGUUCUGGCCUGCGUGGUGCCGUACUUCCGCGCCAUGUUCCUCUCAGAUAUGGCAGAGGCCAAACAGGACUUGAUUGAGAUACGAGAUUUCGACGCCGAUGCCAUCCAGGACCUGGUGCUCUUCGCGUACUCCUCGCGCCUGACUCUGACGGUGGAUAACGUCCAGCCGCUGCUGUACGCGGCGUGUAUCCUGCAGGUGGAGCUGAUCGCUCGGGCCUGCUGUGAAUACAUGAAAGCACACUUCCACCCCUCCAACUGUCUGGCCGUCCGCACCUUCGCAGAGAGUCACAACAGGGUGGACCUGAUGGACAUGGCUGACCGCUACGCAUGCGAGCAUUUCAGUGAAGUGGUGGAGUGUGAGGAUUUCAUCUGCGUCUCGCCGCAGCACCUCAAGACGCUGCUGGCCUCCAGUGACCUGAACAUUCAGUCUGAGACUCAAGUGUACAACGCCGCUGUCAAAUGGCUUAAAGCCAAUCAGAAACACCAUGAUGUCUGGCUGGAUCAGAUCAUGUCUCAGGUGCGUCUUCCUCUGCUGCCGGUGGAUUUCCUCACAGCCACUGUUGCUAAAGAGGAGAUGAUCAAGGCUAAUUUGAGCUGCAGAGACCUUCUUGACGAAGCUCGAAAUUAUCAUUUGCACCUUAGUAACAAGAGCGUUCCUGACUUUGAGUAUUCGAUCCGUACGGCUCCCCGCAAGCACACCGCAGGUGUGUUGUUCUGCGUCGGGGGACGAGGGGGAUCCGGAGACCCGUUCCGCAGUAUCGAGUGUUACUCCAUCAGUAAAAACAGCUGGUUCUUCGGCCCUGAAAUGAACAGCAGACGCAGACACGUGGGAGUGAUUUCAGUAGCAGGGAAAGUGUAUGCUGUUGGAGGCCAUGAUGGCAACGAGCACCUCGGAAACAUGGAGAUGUUUGAUCCACACACCAACAAGUGGAUGAUGAAAGCCUCCAUGAACACUAAACGGAGGGGGAUUGCGCUGGCUGCUCUCGGCGGACCCAUCUACGCUAUCGGAGGUCUGGACGAUAACUCCUGCUUCAGUGACGUGGAGCGCUAUGACAUCGAGUCGGACCGCUGGAGCGCCGUGGCUCCUAUGAACACACCCAGAGGAGGCGUGGGAUCUGUGGCGCUCGGGGGCUAUGUGUACGCGGUCGGGGGAAAUGACGGCGUUGCUUCGCUGUCCAGCGUGGAGCGCUUCGACCCUCAUCUGAACAAAUGGACAGAUGUGCGAGAGAUGGGGCAGCGGCGCGCUGGAAACGGUGUCAGCGAACUCAACGGAUGCCUCUACGUUGUUGGUGGGUUUGAUGAUAAUUCUCCGCUGAGCUCAGUGGAGCGCUUCGACCCCAGGACCAAUCACUGGGAGUAUGUGGCGGAGUUGACCACGCCCAGGGGCGGAGUCGGCGUUGCCACGGUGAUGGGGCGUGUCUUUGCAGUGGGGGGCCACAAUGGAAACAUCUACCUGAAUACGGUGGAGGCUUUCGAGUCCCGGAUGAACAGAUGGGAGCUGGUGGGCUCUGUGUCUCACUGUCGGGCCGGUGCUGGAGUCGCCGUCUGCUCCACUCACAUUAGUCAGAUUCGAGACGUCGGCCAGGGCUCCAGUAACGUCGCUGACUGUAUGUAGCUACAUCGCCAGAGUUUGACACACUACAACACUAACGCUUCAGCCAAAUUACACACCAAACACCUGCUUUCAGCUGUAAUGUGGCUCUGAAUCUUCUGUGUACUACACGACAAGAAAUCUUUGCGUUUGUGCUUGAAUUUUGUGAGUGGAAAGUUGUUGUUUUUUUUUUUGUUUUUUUUUUAAGCAGUGAGAUCACAUG